AUGAAAAUGUGUCAAUGAAAAGGGGUCUUGACCAACUCAAUAUCAAGAUAGAGCGAUUGAACUAUGACAUUAAAAAAAUUCGUGUAUCCAGUGAGGAAUGGUUUAGUUCUCCGGCUACUACUACAGAGAGGGAAAAAGGCAUCCUUGUUAUGCAAAUUGGUACACAUAUGGUGUUUCCAUUUACAUUGACAAGUAGACGCAUAAGACAAGGGAAGUCAGGAAGAUUUGCACAUCCACCAUCAAACCAUGAAGAAGAGAAAUCUUUUCAAGAGUACUUUAUUCAAGAGUGCAUCGCCUUAAAAGAGAAUCUUGUCAUCCAUGAUACUAGCAAAACCCCAUUCUUAGAGACAAGAAAACCCGACUUUGUGUUUAUUCACCAUGAUCAAUACUUGGAUCCUUUGAAUGUUGUAAUUGUUGGGGAGAUAAGGAAAUGUGUGGGAAAUAAUUUUAAAAAAGCUGACAUAGGACAUUGCAUCUCCUUUGCUGAAAAGGCUCUUCAACUUCAACCGAGACGAACUUUUACGUAUGCAAUUUUGACAGAUUGUCAUGUGAUUAUAAUGUAUAAAGUGAGUAAGAAUGAAAAUGGUCGCUUCUCCUAUGCUUAUACAACAAUGGAAAAUUUACAAUACAAUGAAACAGAUCCACCUAUUGGUUGGAAACGUUUUGUUACUAUUUUAUCUCAACCACUAGAAACUCUUGGGUGGAUUGAAUCAAACCUCAUUUAUGGUGAUAAGAUUGUAGUAUUGAAGCAGUUACUUGGUGUUGGAAGAACUAGUGUUGUGUUCAAAGGUGAAUAUCUUAAUAAUGAAGUAGCUGUAAAAGUUAUGAAGAAUGAUAGUUAUCAAGCAUGCUUUGUAAGGGAGAUAAAUUUACUAAAAAAAAUAGCAUAUCUUAAAUCACCACAUCUUCCAAAACUCUGUUUACAUGACAACACUUCCAUUGUCAUUACUCCAGUAUGCAAUAAAAUUCAGAAUUUAGAAAAAGGGGAUAUCAAAGUAAUUAUAAAGACUCUUGAAGUCAUACACAAGGAAUUAAAAACCAUACAUCGGGAUUUAAGACCUAAGUACAAUUUACUUCGUGAUUGCUCUGGAAAAAUAGUGAUAUUUGAUUGGGGAUUCAGUGUUGAGAAUGGAGAAGAAACAUCAUUUGCAGGAGCCCUGGAAUGUUCAAAUGAUGAUAUCCUUAAGGCAUUGAUAAAUGACCAAAUUAUUACAUACACACCUAGUGUUGAUUUAGUUAGUUUGGUGAGAGGUUUUUACCUAAUGUUACAUAAACCAAAAAUCAAGAGGCAGUCUUUAGGUGCAAAACCUGAUCCUGAGAAAAUGCAACAGAUAGCACAAGAUUUACAGAUUUUCUGGACUAAUAAUGCAAAUUCAUCUUUAUGGACUAAUAUUUACCAAAAAGCAAUGCAAUUGGAUUAUGAUGGAUUAAUAUCAGCUUUGGAGGAAUUGUUUUAG
Molecule: messenger RNA, 1457 nt
Organism: Entrophospora candida
Lineage: Eukaryota; Fungi; Glomeromycota; Glomeromycetes; Entrophosporales; Entrophosporaceae
Source: the annotation of a GenBank genome assembly